This is a messenger RNA of Lottia gigantea (owl limpet), 325 nucleotides long. RefSeq lists its product as hypothetical. The annotation marks the transcript as partial. Lineage: Eukaryota; Metazoa; Mollusca; Gastropoda; Lottiidae. The record is from RefSeq and is a predicted model, not a curated record. The transcript is spliced from 3 exons.
GUCACGAUCUAGAUCCAGGGAUAGAAAGAAACACUCUAGGUCUCGAAGGUCCCGAUCUCGUUCUCGCUCAAGAAGGCAUCGUUCAAGAUCACGAGAAAGGCGUAGAAGAUCCCGAUCUCGGUCUGGCAGUAGAUCACAUAAAAAGAGCAGUAGACAUCGAUCAAGAAGUCGUGACAAGAGUAGAGAUAAAGAUAAACAAUCUAAGAAAAAAAGUAAAACACCCACACCAGAGAAAGAGAAGACUGAAGCACCACCCCCUGUCAUUGAACAGACAGCUACUGAGGUUCCACCUGUAGAUAAUGGUAAUUCUGAACCACAAGAAUAA